GGCAUAAUGACAGCUUCCAGCCGCAGCCACGCCUCUAAUCCAUGAUUAUGCAUGCAGGCCCCGCCUUGGGUCACGUCGCGGGACUUUUUAAAGAGCUGGUGGGGGUGGCGCGCCUCUGAUCAGCUGUUUGUAGAGCCAUGCAUCGGCUAGAGCAUCAGCUGUCACCUCAUAUGCUGACACGGAGCCAUGAGCAACAACUGCCUGCAUUCUCAAACACUCUCCUUCCUGAACCAUGGAUGUUGAUAAGCAACACUGCUGGCAUGGAAGAUUUAUUUGGGGUACCGUCAAGAUCUCGUUUCCUUGGUGCUUCUGGAUUUCUGGCAAAGAGAGACUAUAAUCACUCAGAUGCUUUGCAGACUACAAGGUUGAUUUUUCCCAAACCAGAUUCUCCUGAACGGGGCUGUGCAGCGACAAGGGUCAAUGUUGGUGUUGAUACAGAACUGGAUUUGUUGGACCUUGAUCAGUCAAAAUUUAGACUUUCUACAAGCCAGCCUGGACAAGGGUUUGAGACUGAUGAAGCUGUUCUACAGAGGCGGCAGAAGCAACUAGACUAUGGCAAAAACACAGCUGGCUACAGGCGAUAUUGUCAACAGGUACCCAAAUCUGAAAGGGAGCCAGGAAUCCACCCUCGUACUCCAAACAAAUUUAAGAAAUACAGUCGGCGGUCAUGGGACAUGCAGAUAAAACUUUGGAGGCGUGCUCUUCAUGCUUGGGAUCCCCCUGCCGAGCGGUCAUUUGAGAAAGAAAUGCCAUAUGAUGAUGCAAAGAGUUUGCUGGAAUCCUGGAGCUCCCUUCAAGGUUUAGAGGAUGAUGUAUUUGACCUACAGAUAUCAAAUGUACCUGAUGUGGCUUGCCCUUCUGAAGAUCCAGCUCAGGCUUACUUCAACUGGAUGCAGUGCUAUAGCCCUACGCAGGCUUACAAUUAUCCAUAUUGGAUAGGACAAUAG
Messenger RNA from Nanorana parkeri, 947 nucleotides. Its product is annotated as oocyte-specific histone RNA stem-loop-binding protein 2-like. Bases 138 to 947 code for a protein of 269 amino acids. Gene Ontology annotation, cellular component: cytoplasm; histone pre-mRNA 3'end processing complex. Gene Ontology annotation, molecular function: histone pre-mRNA stem-loop binding; mRNA binding. The transcript has 9 exons. Gene Ontology annotation, biological process: mRNA transport; mRNA 3'-end processing by stem-loop binding and cleavage. NCBI's taxonomy places the organism in Eukaryota, Metazoa, Chordata, Amphibia, Anura, Dicroglossidae. The record is from RefSeq and is a predicted model, not a curated record.